This is a messenger RNA of Onychostruthus taczanowskii (white-rumped snowfinch), 2027 nucleotides long. It is a transcript of the gene MNAT1, whose product is annotated as MNAT1 component of CDK activating kinase. Bases 33 to 962 code for a protein of 309 amino acids. The transcript is spliced from 8 exons. Gene Ontology annotation, molecular function: cyclin-dependent protein serine/threonine kinase activator activity. Gene Ontology annotation, cellular component: transcription factor TFIIH holo complex. Lineage: Eukaryota; Metazoa; Chordata; Aves; Passeriformes; Passeridae. Gene Ontology annotation, biological process: nucleotide-excision repair; regulation of transcription by RNA polymerase II; positive regulation of cyclin-dependent protein serine/threonine kinase activity. The record is from RefSeq and is a predicted model, not a curated record.
GGCGGGAGGAGGGAGGGGAGCGGGAGACGGCCAUGGACGACUUGGGCUGCCCGCGGUGCAAGACCACCAAGUACCGCAACCCCUCCCUGAAGCUGAUGGUCAACGUCUGCGGGCACACGCUAUGUGAGAGUUGUGUGGAGCUGCUGUUUGUGAGAGGGGCUGGGAACUGCCACGAGUGUGACACCCCCCUGAGGAAGAGCAACUUCAGGGUACAGCUCUUUGAGGAUCCUGCUGUCGACAAGGAAGUGGAGAUCCGGAAGAAAGUGCUGAAAAUAUACAAUAAAAGAGAGGAAGAUUUUCCCACUCUAGAUGAAUAUAAUGAUUUCUUGGAAGAAAUAGAAGAAAUUGUAUUCAACUUGACCAACAAUGUGGACUUGGAGAACACCAAAAAGAAAAUGGAGCUGUAUCAAAAGGAUAACAAAGAAGUCAUUCAGAAGAAUAAGUUAAAACUGACUCGGGAGCAGGAGGAGCUGGAGGAGGCUCUGGAGGUAGAGCGGCAGGAGAGCGAACAAAGGCGGCUGUUCAUGCAGAAGGAAGAACAGCUACAGCAGAUGAUAAAAAGGAAGAAGAAACAGGAACUCCUGGAUGAUCUGGAGAGCUCUGAUCUUCCUGCCUCUCUGCUCUUAGCUCAGCAUAAGGACAGAUCUACUCAGCUAGAAAUGCAGCUGGAAAAACCCAAACCUGUCAAGCCAGUCACAUUUUCCACUGGCAUCAAAAUGGGUCAGCAUAUUUCAUUAGCUCCCAUUCAAAAAUUAGAGGAAACUUUAUAUGAAUAUCAGCCUCUGCAAGUGGAGACAUAUGGACCACAAGUUCCAGAGCCUGAAAUGUUGGGAAAGCUGGGGUACCUCACCCACGUUCGAGCCGCCUCUCCGCAGGACCUGGCUGGGGGCUACACGUCCUCCCUGGCUUGUCACCGGGCCCUGCAGGACGCUUUCAGCGGGCUCUUCUGGCACCCCAGUUAGCCAGGGAGCAGCAGCCUGUGCCCAAGGGACAGCCAGCGGGGCGAGGAGCGACCCAGGGCAGCAGAGGCGGGGCGGGAUCGCCGCCGUGUGCCCCGGCCGGGCUGCGCUCCCUGCUCCGCGCCCCCCUCUGCUGCACAACCGGCUGCGCUUCAGUGGAAAAGGGAAAAACCAACCCCCCUCUGCUCCAGAGCUUCGUAAAAUGGUAGAUACAUUCUUGUGGAGGGGAAACUCGUUAGUCAUGUGGCACUUUGCUGAGGGAGGCUGAAGAAAUAAGCCACAUCUAAUGGAAGAUGUGAAUAACUCAGCUGUGUAUGUUUGAGGCUUAAAGAAAUACACUUGUAAAUUUUUUUUUAAAUAAAGCCAGACUUUAAUAAAGUUUGUGGUUUUACUCUUAUUGCAGGGUUUUAUUUGCACAAGCAUUUAAAUGCCAUUUUGAUUAUAACAUUUAGUGUCAAUAUUCAAGCCUGCAUUUUCUUCCCAUAAAGCUAGUUUUCCCAGUUUAGACAAGUGGGUUUUUCCUCCUGCCAGCUGGAUGAGACAAGAAACUCUGGAAAUAUGCUGACACAGCUCUUGUGUGGGAUCUUUCCUCCGUGUGCCACUUGGUUCUUACCUUUGCUUGGAAGAAAAGCUUUAGCUCAAGGUUUACAGCUGAGGUGCUCUAAAAGCAAUCUAAGAAACCUCGAUACAAGGUGAAGUCACUGAAGUAGUCAAAAUUGUGGGGUUCCCUUUUGGGGUUUGUGUGUUUGUUUUGCUUUUGUAUGUUUGCUUUUUCCUGUUUCUCUCCAUUUGCAACUUUUCUGUUAUAAACUCAGGAGUUUCUUUAGGUGGGAACAUCCCUUUGGCUUUGGGGAUGAUCCCUGCCACCUGAUGUGAUCCUUUUUGUAUUCCUUGCCUGCUCCUUGUAACGGAGCCUUGACCAACUGCAGGAGGUGGGAAGCUGCUCAGGACAGCCACCUUGGGCCAUGUUUUACAGGCUGCCUGCUCACAGCUGUUGAAUCCUGUUCUGAGGAGUGCACUAGAUGGAUGUAUUUUUCUAUACUGUAAUAAAGAGAAGAAUGAGAUCGA